This is a messenger RNA of Cydia pomonella (codling moth), 931 nucleotides long. RefSeq names its product cuticle protein 8-like. The coding region runs from base 94 to 579 and encodes 161 amino acids. The transcript has 4 exons. Gene Ontology annotation, cellular component: extracellular matrix. The record is from RefSeq and is a predicted model, not a curated record. NCBI's taxonomy places the organism in Eukaryota, Metazoa, Arthropoda, Insecta, Lepidoptera, Tortricidae.
AGUCUCCUAUAUAAGCUAAUGAACCAACGCAUACUGCGUGCACUAUUGUCUCAUAUUCAUUAGACAUAGCAUACAGUAUCCGCGUACGCCAAGAUGUUGUCUCGCGUACUAACCGCUUGCGUUCUGGUGUCGGCUUGCCAAGCUAUUUUCCCGUUCCACCAUCACCACCACCACCACCCGGCGAUCUCCCACCAGGAGCUGCAGAAACACGACGGGCCCCACCACCCCGUCCACAUCCCCAUACACCACCAUAUUCCCAUCCAGCAUCACGUGCCGCUGCUGCACCACCAUGUGCCCCAUGUCCCCCAUGUGCCCAUCCACCACGUCCCGCAUCAUGACCAUUAUGCGUUCCCCGAGUACAAGUUCGAAUAUGCAGUGCACGACCACCACACGGGCGACGUCAAGUCGCAGCACGAGCACCGCCACGGUGACCUGGUGAAGGGAGGCUACGAGCUGGUAGAGCCCGACGGUCGCCUCAGGAAGGUUGAAUACAAGGCUGAUGACCACACGGGCUUCAACGCCAUCGUCCAUCACUCAUCGCCUCAUCAUCAUGUUCAUUUCGGCCAUCACCAUAUCUAAACGACGGAGCCAAACCAGGACGCCCCUAAGGACCGACCAAUGCACUUAUAAGACUGACUCAUGUCUAUACACGGUAAUGAUAGCUUUAAGAGAAAUAAAAUUUGUUACAUUUAGCGCUAAAAUAGUGUUUUAAUUCAAUCUCCUACUAAUCUUAUCGCUUGAUGAAAUUUUAGGUAUUGUAAGUUCCAAGAAACUUCGAGCCUGUUGAUGGAGACAGGAGCUGGACAUAGGAAAUCUGUGAUAAAGCAAAGCAUCCUAGGUAAAUUGUGUUUGGGGCUGUUAGAAUUAACACGAUGAGUAUUUUUGCUGUUCGUUUCCUGUGGAAAAAAAGUACAGCAGCGCUAAAAGCGUG